Hibiscus syriacus is the source of this 1822-nucleotide messenger RNA. Its product is annotated as anthranilate synthase alpha subunit 1, chloroplastic-like. NCBI's taxonomy places the organism in Eukaryota, Viridiplantae, Streptophyta, Magnoliopsida, Malvales, Malvaceae. Bases 25 to 1800 code for a protein of 591 amino acids. Gene Ontology annotation, biological process: L-tryptophan biosynthetic process. The transcript is spliced from 10 exons. Gene Ontology annotation, molecular function: anthranilate synthase activity. The record is from RefSeq and is a predicted model, not a curated record.
UCACUUUCAAGAUUGAAUCUUGCCAUGUCAGUUGCCUCGAUGAACUCCACGUUAACAAUGUCAAUGCAAAGUGGCCGUGGAUUCCCUCACCGACUGUAUCCUUCAACUCCUCGGUUUUCUCGACUUCCGGUCACCCGCAUUUCUCCGGUUCCAACUUCCUUCCGUACUGCACUCAAAUGCAGGAGCUCUAUCUCAAGCACUCCACUCGUUACUGAUGAAUGGAAGUUUGUGGAGGCGGCCAAAAAAGGGAAUUUAGUGCCCCUUUAUCGUUGCAUUUUCUCUGAUCAGCUGACUCCAGUGCUUGCAUACCGCUGUUUGGUUAAAGAAGAUGAUAGAGAGGCUCCAAGUUUCCUCUUUGAGUCGGUCGAACCCGGUUCUCGGGCUUCUAGUGUUGGUCGUUUUAGCGUGGUUGGAGCUCAACCAACGAUGGAAAUUGUAGCAAAAGAAAACAAGGUUAUGUUUAUGGAUCAUGAGGCGGGGUGUUUGACUGAGGAGAUUGUUGAAGAUCCCAUGUCUAUUCCUAAGAGAAUAUCGGAGACUUGGAAACCCCAACUUGUUGACGAUCUUCCUGAUGCAUUUUGUGGUGGAUGGGUUGGUUAUUUCUCCUACGAUACUGUUCGGUAUGUGGAGAAGAAAAAGCUUCCAUUCUCGAAAGCACCACAUGAUGACAGAAAUCUCCCGGAUAUACAUCUAGGCCUCUACAAUGACGUGGUUGUAUUUGAUCAUGUGGAAAAGAAAGCAUAUGUAAUUCAUUGGGUGAGGUUAGAUCGACACUCCUCUGUUGAAAAAGCUUACGUUGAAGGAAUUGACCACCUAGAGAAGUUGGUGGCUAGAGUACAUGAUAUUGAGCUUCCAAAGCUAUCUCCGGGGACUGUAGAUUUACAAACCCAUCAUUUUGGCCCUGCUUUAAAAAAUUCAAAUAUGGAAAGUGAAGAGUUCAAGAAAGCUGUACUAAAGGCGAAAGAGCAUAUUUUGGCUGGAGAUAUUUUCCAGAUUGUAUUAAGUCAGCGUUUUGAACGGAGGACAUUUGCUGACCCCUUUGAAAUAUAUAGAGCUUUGCGAGUCGUGAAUCCCAGUCCAUAUAUGGCCUACCUGCAAGCUAGAGGGGGUAUUCUAGUUGCCUCGAGUCCUGAAAUUCUUACCAGGGUAAAGAAGAAUAAGAUUGUGAAUAGGCCACUGGCAGGAACAGCAAGGAGAGGAAAGACACCGGCUGAAGAUGAGAUGGCGGAAAAACAAUUGCUAAGUAAUGAAAAGGAAUGUGCAGAACACGUCAUGCUUGUUGAUUUGGGACGCAAUGAUGUCGGAAAGGUCUCCAAAUAUGGUUCUGUGAAGGUGGAGAAGCUGAUGAAUAUUGAACGAUAUUCACAUGUGAUGCACAUAAGCUCCACGGUUACCGGUGAGUUGCAAGAUCAUCUCACUAGUUGGGAUGCCCUCCGUGCUGCACUUCCAGUCGGAACUGUCAGUGGAGCACCAAAGGUGAAGGCCAUGGAGCUAAUUGAUGAGUUAGAGGUUUCAAGACGAGGCCCGUACAGUGGAGGAUUCGGGGGCAUUUCUUUCACCGGCGAUAUGGAUAUUGCUUUGGCCCUCAGGACUAUGGUAUUCACUACGGUACCCCGUUUUGACACUAUGUACUCAUAUAAAGGUUCUGACAGACGCCAAGAAUGGGUAGCCUAUCUUCAAGCUGGUGCCGGAGUUGUUGCGGAUAGUGAUCCUGAUGCUGAGCACCUGGAAUGCCAAAACAAAGCUGCGGGCCUUGCUCGUUCCAUUGACCUGGCUGAGUCUGCAUUCGUAAAUAAAUGAUUAUGCUACCUAACUAUUAUUC